Molecule: messenger RNA, 1221 nt
Organism: Rotaria sordida
Lineage: Eukaryota; Metazoa; Rotifera; Eurotatoria; Philodinida; Philodinidae
Source: the annotation of a GenBank genome assembly
AUGGGUUCGAAGCCGAGUUCAACGGCCAAAGUUAGUCCACUGUCGCCGUCUGAGAAACGAGGUGCACAAAAUAUAAAUCCAGAAAAACAGUGGAUUAAUCCUCAAUACCAUGAUGAUAAACGCACGAAAAUUAAAAGACCUCAUGAGGUUGAAAAUGAGAUGUGCAAUCCACCAAUGAUGAUUGCUAGAGAAGUGAUGAAUCGCGUUCAUGGUUCUAUGAUUGGCAUGGCUUUGGGUGAUACUCUUGGUGCUUCUGUCGAAUUUAGACCUCGAAAAUAUCUGCUUAAGAAUCCAGUAACUGAUCUCCAGAGUGGAGGAACAUGGGGUUUACAAAAAGGACAAUUUACCGAUGAUACUUCGAUGGCAUUAUGCUUGGCUAGCUCACUGGUGACAAAAAGUAGUUUUGUUGCUUACGAUCAAUUAGUUCGUUACAAGCUUUGGUACAGACAUGGAUAUAUGUCGUCGACUGGAGAAUGUUUCGACAUUGGUAAAGCUACACGAAAUGCUCUAGAAGAAUUUGAGCGUCGGCAACAGAAAUUUGCUAAGGAACACAAUAUUUCUCUUGAUGAAAUCGAUCAUAUUGAUGACCCACGUUUACUGAAAAAUUUCAAUACAAAUUGUGGCGGUAAACAAGAAGCUGGUAAUGGAGCGCUCAUGCGCCUCGCACCUGUACCACUUUUCUUUCAUCGAGAUCCUGAAAAGGCUGUUCAUUAUUCGGGUGAAAGUUGCGGAACUACGCACGGACAUGAGAAAGCUUAUGACGCAUGCCGAUACUAUGGAGCUCUGAUUGUAGCUGCUCUCCAUGGAGAGUCAAAAGAGGCAUUGAUGAGUCCAGAAUUUUAUGACAAGCACAGACAUUGGUUUGGAAAGAAACCGCUUCAUGAUGAUGUUGAAGCAGUUGCAAAAGGUUCUUAUCGCAAGAAAGAAGGUUAUGAUGAUGGUAUUCGUGGAAAAGGUUACAUUGUCACGACACUAGAAGCCGCCUUAUGGGCAUUUUGGGCCGAUGAAAAUUCAUUUGAAAAAGGUGCUUUACUUGCUGUUAAUCUCGGCGAUGAUACUGAUACGACAGCCACCAUCUAUGGUCAAUUGGCAGGCGCAUUUUAUGGCUACAAUGCCUUGCCUAAAAAAUGGAUUCAUCAGAUUUAUGCUAGAAGAUUUAUCGAGUAUUUAAGCAAAUGGAUUGUCUAUGAGGGAGAUUCUUUUUCUAAAUCUAAAUCAUAG